CUUCUUGCCGACUAGCACGACGUGUAUUGGUAUUGCACAAAGCAUCCGCGACACCUAUAGCCGUGCUUUUCCCCCUUCUUCGCACCCAUCCGCGCUCGUCGAAACCGCUCGUAUUCUUCGCGAAGAUACCUAGAACCGGAAGAAUCAUCGACCAUCAGCCAUGUCAUCCACAGCAAACGGAGGUGCGCCGGCAGAGGAGCACGUGAAGAGCGAGCAGCAGCAGCACGACGAGGCAGCAGCAGCAGCUGCUGCCGCGGCCGUCGCUGCUGCCGCUGCCGCCGCGCCAGGUGGAGAGGGCGACAUUCCUAGAGAGGAGGCAGACGGAGAAGGAAGGGACGCUCAACACCAGGAAGAUCAAGGACAGCAGCCGCAAGAACAGCAGCCACAGGACCAGUCGCAAGACGCCUCGUCGACCAACUUCUUCGACGAACAUCAAAAUUACCAGUACUUUCCUCAAUCGUCGGGCGCCGGCGGGAACAGUUUCUCGGCGCCUUUUCAAGCCCAUCCGCAUCCUCAACACCCUCAUUUGGGCGUGGAGGCUCUCGGACACGCUGCUGCCGCGAGCGAGCACGCUGGUCGCGUCCCUGUGCCCAGUGUGAGCGCGCCAGAGGGCGAUGGGGGCAACGUCUCGAGCUACACGAACGAUGGCGACGCGUCGAUGGAGCUUGGCACCUCGUUUGCGGACACGACAGGCGCGUCUUCGAUGGACAGCCCCACGGGCAAUCGAUCGUCGUCGGGAAAGGCAAGAAGCUCAUUGGCGCCGCCCGACGGGGCCAAGAAGGAGACGCCAUACAGCCGAAGCCCCGAGCUCAGGGUCAGCCACAAGCUGGCCGAGCGCAAGAGGAGGAAGGAGAUGAAGGACCUCUUUGAUGACCUUCGCGAUCAACUCCCCAGCGUCGAGCGGAGCCCGAAGACGAGCAAAGGCGAUGAAGAGCGAGCUUGCCGCGCUCCGCGGCGAAGCGCCCAUGCCUGACGACGGCCAGCAAGGCGUGGAUGCCAACAUGGAGAACACGGCUGACUCGUACAAACAGUACGAGGAGCAACAAGCGGCUUCACAGCAGCAGAUCGAAGCGGCUGCCGCUGCGGCUGCCGCUGCGAACCAAUUCGCACAAGCGCAAGGCCAGUAUGACGGGCAAGAGCAGCAGGAGCAUGACGGACAGCAUGGUCCGCCUCCCCCAGCACCCGCGUCUGAGGACCACCACGAGCACCAGCACCAUGAGCAUCAGGAGCACGAGCAAGGCCACGAAACCAACGGUGCCGAGCAUCACCAACAACACGAUGACCAGCAAGGUACCAACGAGGAAGUUUUGCGAGACUGGAGCAGCAUCACAAAUGCUGCGGCCACGGCAGCUGCUGCCAGUGCUGCAGCUCAAUGAUGGCGAUGAUGACCUGGUCUUCUCGGUCUUCCGUCCUCCUCUUUUCCUUCCUCUCCUCCGUUCCCUCUGAUCUUCCUCC
This is a messenger RNA of Acaromyces ingoldii, 1455 nucleotides long. RefSeq lists its product as hypothetical. Gene Ontology annotation, molecular function: protein dimerization activity. Lineage: Eukaryota; Fungi; Basidiomycota; Exobasidiomycetes; Exobasidiales; Cryptobasidiaceae. The record is from RefSeq and is a predicted model, not a curated record. The transcript is spliced from 4 exons. Bases 161 to 973 code for a protein of 270 amino acids.